AUGGUUGUAGCCUAUGCUGGCAACCUAAGGAAUAAUACAAUCACUGAAGUUGAAGGAAUGGCCCUCCUCUGGGGUCUGAAAAUGGCUAACUCUAUAGGAAUAAAACAGCUAGAAAUUGAAGGAGACUUCCAAAUCAUUAUGGAAUCAAUUAAAGGGAACUCAUUGGUAGGAUGGAGAGUGGGAUCCAUUUUGAGGGAUAUCAGGUGCCUCUUGGUCAGGAUGGAAGACUUCACCAUCUGCCACAUCUUCAGAGAAGGAAACAAAGCUGUUGAUUCCAUGGCGGUUGUUGGAAGACUGCAAAAUGGCUUACGAUGUUGGAGGGACCCCAGUCUACUGCCAGUCACCACAAAGUUAAUCUUGGAAAAGGAGAAGGCCUUUACCCAGGAAGGAACCGUCUUAUCCAUCUAG
Molecule: messenger RNA, 408 nt
Organism: Cryptomeria japonica (Japanese cedar)
Lineage: Eukaryota; Viridiplantae; Streptophyta; Pinopsida; Cupressales; Cupressaceae
Exons: 1
Coding region: 1-408 (135 amino acids)
Molecular function (GO): nucleic acid binding; RNA-DNA hybrid ribonuclease activity
Source: RefSeq, a predicted model, not a curated record